Molecule: messenger RNA, 1531 nt
Organism: Ectocarpus siliculosus
Lineage: Eukaryota; Phaeophyceae; Ectocarpales; Ectocarpaceae
Source: the annotation of a GenBank genome assembly
AUGCAGUUCUCGCAAAAGGAGCGAGCGGUGGUUAAGCAGGAGAACCCUGACAUGAAGGUGACAGAGAUCAGCAAGGUGCUCGGGGCGCGAUGGAGAGAGAUGGACGACAACGACAAAGCGCCCUUCCAGAAGAAGGCAGACAAGGACAAGGCGAGGUACCAGAAGGAGAUGGCGGCGUACAACGCGAAGAAGGCUGCCGAGCCCGCCUCCGAAGAAGAGGAGGAGGAGGAAGAAAGCGACGAGGAGAGCGACUGACCACCGAAAGCGAAAACACGCGCUCGCGGGCGCCGUCAGAGAAGGUCAUCCCCUUCCAUCCCCUUCCAUCGCCUCGGCCUUUGGUAGACGGGAUCGGUUGGCGUGCGGCGGACGCAUGCACCAAGAACUCGUGCUUUCAAUCUCGUGAGGAGGUUUUGUACGUCUCAGCGAGAGACGGGUCGGCGCGCUGAGUCUCACCGCCGGUGUGAGCCUGACUGACUGACUGCAGCGUGUUCUGGUUGGAGUUGUUCAGUCAUCGGGGUUGUUGCUGCUGCUGCUGAGAGCAUGUGCCGUGGACCGGCACAAGAAGACAGCGCGCUCGUUCCGAAAAGGAGGGCACUCAAAUAUGGUUUUAUCCGAGAAACAAAAAUGAGAUGAUUUUGAGAAUGAUGUCGUGGGGUGUGACAUAUAUUGGCUUUGAUUUCCCGCGACUCAUUCAUGGCGAAGGGCGGCGGGGGGGGUGGCGGAGAUCUGAGGAGCACGAUUUUUGUGCGGCAUUCUUGUAGGGUAGGACGGACUUGGAACCGGCAAACGUCUCUUGGAAUAUGUUGUGUUCGGAAGAGGCGGCUUCGAGUCGAACGGGAGGAAGUGCGGGGUGUUCCAUGUACAUUUCUCGUCCGAAAAGAUCUGAGGAGCACGAUUUUUGUGCGGCAUUCUUGUAGGGUAGGACGGACUUGGAACCGGCAAACGUCUCUUGGAAUAUUUUGUGUUCGGAAGAGGCGGCUUCGAGUCGAACGGGAAGAAGUGCGGGGUGUUCCAUGUACAUUUCUCGUCCGAAAAAGCAUCCCCCUCCCGUAAGCUCGCUCCGCCGAGGGAGAUGUCGGAUGUGCCGGGGGGCAUGACCGCCCGGUUGUGCGACAGGAAGGAGACAAAAUAGGGUAUAGUCCGGUGUUGUACUUUUAUCAGGAGCGGUAGUUUUUACGUCGGUAGAGUUUUGAUAGGUCGAAUACCAGCGCGGUUGUGCAGCUGAAACGGCGUCGGUGUCAUGUGUUGACUCACUAACACUGCCGCCGGGAAAUAAGUUUUGGAAACUGAACGAAAAAACGCAGUGUACAUACUUACGUGCGCAAUGCAAUGAACAACGAAAAUUGCACAUCGUGUUUGUGCAUGUGGUCCAGCCGAUUUUUCGGUGACGUGUCAGAGGCGCGCAUCGCCGUGCCUUCGCAGUUCACCGUGCGUCCCUUGGAAGUAUGGCCGAUGCCAUCAGGGUAUGUACGCAGGUUCUGAGGUAUGAGUGUGCCGAACAUCGGCACCUUGUCAAGAGGCAAAGAGGUUC